AUGCCUUCUAAAGUUCAUAUUUUUGAGCUACCUUUUGAUGUCAUAACUCCUACUGACAUUGGCAGGCCCGAAUCACAACUUUUUUCAGACCUUUAUAAGGCAGCAGCACAGGAUUCUAAACGAGGCAAAGCAAGACGCAGAGAAUUUCCUCUCUGGACAAACCCAUCACUUUCUAUUGCCGGUUGGCGGUUUAACGAGUGGGAUUACGAUAACGAGAAAAUCACUUUACCAUCAAACGCUCGCGGUCUUUUUAGCUUCAUUGAACCAGGGUCUCCACAGCACGAAUCAAUUGUUAUUCGCGGAUACAAUAAGUUUUUCAACCUUAACGAACUCUCUUUUCUAAAUUGGGACUGGAUCAAGUCUUCUACAAAGGGCCCUUACGAAGUCACUUCAAAAGAAAACGGCUGCAUUAUUUUCAUUUCAGGUCUUGCCGACGGAACCCUUAUCGUAACUAGCAAACAAUCUACGGGCCCCCGCGAAGAUUCUCCAGACGAACGAAACCACUCAUUUGUUGGCCAGAAGUGGGUCCGCAAACAUCUUGCUUCUAAAAAUAUUAAAGAGACGGAUUUUGCAAAACUUCUGCACCAAUUAAACGUCACAGCUAUUGGCGAACUUUGUGAUGACACUUUCGAAGAACACGUUUUAGCAUACCCACCAGAUCACGCAGGAAUUUAUCUCCACGGCCUUAAUCUCAAUAUUGAUAAAUUCACAACAUACCCAUUUUCUGCAGUAGAAAGCUUUGCCAAACAAUUUGGGUUUAUUCCGACCCCAUACUUGACCAUAAAUACAGCAGAUGAACUUCAAACAUUUUUAGAAACUUGUGCAGAAACCGGUUGCUGGAACAAUAAAGAAGUCGAAGGCUUUGUCAUCCGCACAAAAGCCCAGCUUGAUGAGCUUCACCCCGAAAUUUAUUCUGACUAUUUUUUUAAGUAUAAGUUUGAAGAACCUUAUCUCAUGUAUCGACAAUGGCGCGAAGUAACGCGCGCUUAUCUGGGCGGCAAAGCACGAUUCGAAAUCCGCAUCAAUAAACACAUUUACUACACAAAAAAGUACCUCGAUUUUGUUAUACCCCUUUUAUCUAAUGAUGAGGCUCUGCGCGAUAGCUACCUUAACAACCAUAACAUAAUAAAGGUCCGGCAAAUGUUUCUUGAUAACAUCGGUAUGACGGGCUCCGCCAUGGUUCACGAGGAUGAAGAAAUGAACCAGAACAUUUGCCAAACUCUCAAACCAAAAUAUAUUCUCGUUCCUGUCUCCACUAUUGGCUGCGGCAAAACCACAGUUGCUGUGGCUCUCCGGAAACUCUUUCCCACUUGGGGGCAUGUCCAAAAUGACGACAUCGUUAAAAGGCCAAAGCCUACCCAUUUUGCCAAAAUGUGCAUGGAAGCCGUUCGUUAUUCUUCCAAUGUGGUUAUUGCUGACCGCAACAAUCACCAACGCCGUGAGCGCGCCCAAAUCUUUACAGACAUGAACAACUUUAAAAAUAUGGGCACUCGAAACGUUUUCGUUUGUCUCAACUUUAGAGGAAACUAUAGCCAGGGUUCUGAAAACAAAGACCUUUGGGAUUUAACUUCUAAACGUGUUUUUAACCGCGGCGACAACCACCAGAGUAUUUCUGCUGCUAGUGACGACAAAAACAAGGUUAUGAUGAUUAUGAAAGGAUUUAUAAACCGCUUUGAGCCUGUUGAGCCUUUUACCGAGCCUGACUCCAAUUUUGACUUGGUGAUUGACCUUGAAACAAGUGGUACAGACUCUUCUCGCAUAAAUCUUGAAAAAAUUGUUAAAACUCUCCACGAGAAGUAUCCUGAUAUUGUUCCAGAGCUCCCAACUGCAGCUCAGCUUGAUGAUGCCUUCAAUUACUCUCUUACAUAUAUCCCUGAUAAGGUCGGAAUCUUUGACCAAAAUCGUGCUAAUGUUGAUCAAAAAAAGAUGGAGAAGAAAAAAAAAAAGCCUCGCUACUUUGCAAUCAACAUCGUGCCUCCAAAUACCAGCUCAACCUUAACGACACCCCCAAAAUCCCUGGAAACCGCCAUGGGCCAGCUCAGUCUCGAAAAAGCUCCAGCAAAUAGUCCUGAGACUACUGUCGAACAAAAUAUGAUUCACCUAAUUAACCGACUGUUUGAGGUAAACCCUGAUGCCGAUCAGACUGUGUGGAAGCUUUUACAAAAAAACAAUCGCGUGCAAACAGAGUUUCACGUCACCCUUGUACACAAAACUCAGGGCGGGCCCGGGUCUACCGAUGAGUCAGCUAAAAAAUAUUUUGAAGCACUAAAAACCGUGCUGGAUACGGUCCUUGAAGAAAAGAAGGAUAAGGAAACAUCAGCAUCUAAAAACCCAACCACUGAUGCUAACGGCUUUACAGUAGUUACCAAGAAAACAAUAGCACCACCAUUUAUUGAGCUUGGAUCGUUGACUGCCGAUGUUGCUUUAAAGAAUUUGUAUUGGACACCUAACCUCAUGGGUAUUGAGGUAAACAUUAUUUCCAAAAACGCCGAAAAGGAUGAUACCCCACACAUUUACACUCUUAAUACACAUGCCCACAUCACAAUUGGCACGUCAAGUACCAGUGUGGCUGCAGUGGAGGCUGGUAAAGCCCUUAAUAAUCCCGAUGAUAGCCUUGUAAAAUUGCCAUGGAAUAUUGAACCUCGGGAACUGACAAACCAGGCUGUUGUUGCAUAUUUUUAA
This is a messenger RNA of Magnusiomyces paraingens, 2682 nucleotides long. RefSeq lists its product as uncharacterized. NCBI's taxonomy places the organism in Eukaryota, Fungi, Ascomycota, Dipodascomycetes, Dipodascales, Dipodascaceae. Gene Ontology annotation, cellular component: nuclear inner membrane. Bases 1 to 2682 code for a protein of 893 amino acids. The record is from RefSeq and is a predicted model, not a curated record. Gene Ontology annotation, biological process: tRNA splicing, via endonucleolytic cleavage and ligation. The transcript has a single exon. Gene Ontology annotation, molecular function: RNA ligase (ATP) activity; ATP binding.